AGAGAUAGUGAGGAGCUGAUAGGGAGGGCAGCUCUGGACACAGGAGCUCACAGGAGUUCACCCCUUUUCCUCCAUCUGGCAGGGAGAAAACAUCCUCCAAAGUAGAAGAGGAAGGACAACGUAGCUCUCAGAAGUGUCUAAGGCCAUUUCAACAGGCGCUGUUUCCCAAAAGAACUGGGGGACAGUGGGAGAACCCUCUGAAGAAGACAAAAAAAGGACACAAGUGGAAUAAGAGAGAGAGAGCUCGAAGUCUAAUACUUGUGAAGAUUCCGGACAACACUGGGGUGAACAAGGCAAGAGUGGAGUGAACCAAGAAUCUGAGGAGCACUUUGGAGACUGGGUGACUUCUCAAGACUGAAAAUUCCCAACUUCUUGAAGCUUUUGAAGCCAGUGAGCCUGGAGACAUCCUCAAUCAACACCUCUGCCAUGCGCCGCUAUCUCGUGAUCAUGGGCAUCGUUCUCGGUCUGCUGCUAGCCCCUGUGGUGGAGGCCCGACGAUGCUACUACUGUGACAUCGCCAAUGUUGAAAACUGCCCGGGUGGCCAGAUAACCUGUGCGGAAAAAGAUGACUGCUACACAGGCCGUGGUGCAGUCCUUGGCCUCCCGAUGAUCAUCACCAAGGGCUGCGUGGAGUCCAGCCAGUGUGGACUAGAGCGACAAUUCACAUAUUUGAACACCAACUACACUCUGCUCACCUACUGCUGUCGUUCAGAGCUGUGCAACAGGGUUAUCCGCAUCCCAAACCAAACUCUGAGUGAUGUCACUUCUGCUACCACCACCAUCCGCUCUGCUAAGACUGUCUUGAUGGUGCUGGUGGUUUUAUUUCUGCUCUGGACAUGGUAAAGGGAUGAAUUCCUGCCUCACUCCAGCCAGGUCUCAUCCUCUGCUCCCUUUCCUCAUGUGAAUUGUGUUAAUAAAGUGGCUGGAUGCAGAUCCAA
Molecule: messenger RNA, 938 nt
Organism: Antechinus flavipes (yellow-footed antechinus)
Lineage: Eukaryota; Metazoa; Chordata; Mammalia; Dasyuromorphia; Dasyuridae
Product: sperm acrosome membrane-associated protein 4-like
Exons: 1
Coding region: 427-843 (138 amino acids)
Source: RefSeq, a predicted model, not a curated record